Messenger RNA from Aspergillus ibericus CBS 121593, 1649 nucleotides. RefSeq names its product acid phosphatase PHOa. Gene Ontology annotation, biological process: phospholipid catabolic process. Gene Ontology annotation, molecular function: hydrolase activity, acting on ester bonds. NCBI's taxonomy places the organism in Eukaryota, Fungi, Ascomycota, Eurotiomycetes, Eurotiales, Aspergillaceae. The transcript has 4 exons. The coding region runs from base 53 to 1468 and encodes 471 amino acids. The record is from RefSeq and is a predicted model, not a curated record.
CGCUUCGAAAACCAGGCGCCCUCUCUUCUUGCUGUUCGUGAGCAUCCUUUCAAUGGCUUCUGUGACUGCUCUUUUGGCCCUCGCGGGCCUGGCCGCUGGUGCCACCAUCACCACCACCGAGCCCCCACUCGCUGCCAUCCUGAAGGCUCAGGCGACCACGGUGCCUCAGACCUGGACUUCCAACGUCACCGGCAAGUCUUUUGACCGUUUCUACCAGAUCUGGCUGGAGAAUGUUGACUACGUCAAUGCUGCCAACGACACCAACCAGCAGUGGCUGGCCAGCAAGGGUAUUACCCUGACCAACUACUACGGUGUUGGACACACCUCCCAGCCCAACUACUGCGCCUCUGUUAGUGGUGACAACUAUGGCAUGGACAAUGACAACUUCCAUGACAUUCCUUCCAAUGUCUCUACCAUUGCCGACCUGCUCAACCCCAAGGGCAUCUCCUGGGCUCACUACCAGGAGCACCUGCCCUACCCCGGUUUCCAAGGAUACAAUUUCUCCAACCAGAAAACCGGCGCGAACGACUACAUGCGCAAGCACGACCCCUUGGUUAUCUUUGACCAAAUCUCGAGCAACGAUACCGCUUUGCGCCUCAUCAAGAACUUCACUAGCUUCGAGGAUGAUAUGAAGAACAGAGUGCUCCCCCAGUGGGCCUUCAUCACCCCUAACAUGACCAACGACGCUCAUGACACCAACAUUACCUUUGGCUCCAAGUGGCUGCGCAGCUUCGUUGAGCCUCUCAUGAACAACACCUACUUCUGGGACAACACUCUGCUGCUGUUGACCUUUGAUGAGACUGAGACCUACGGUGUUCCCGAGUCUGAGAUCUACAACGACCGCAACCGCGUUUUCAGCAUUCUCCUCGGAGGUGCUGUCCCUAAGCACCUCAUUGGCACAAAGGACGAGACCGUCUACACUCACUACUCUACCCUGGCUACCGUCGAGGCGAACUGGGGUCUUCCCUCCCUUGGUCGCUGGGACUGUGGUGCCAACAUCUUCAGCUUCGUUGCUGACACCGUCGGCUAUACCAACUGGGACGUGGACCCCACCCACCUUUACAUCAACCAGUCUCUCCCUGGUCCCCUUGAGCAGUGGGGUUACUCUAAGUACCGUGCCAACUGGCCCAUUCCCACCACCAACGACACCUGCUCUGCUGGCAACGGUAUCCUGCAGUCCGUCAUUGAUGCCUACAAGGGCCAGAACCCUACCUACAACUACACUGCUCCCUUCCCCUACGAUGCUGCUUACGGCCUGGAUGUGAACAUUCCCUACAGCCGUAACGGUACUACCUACGUCUCCGGUGUCAACACCACCGGCGUCGUCGGCUAUGACACCAACACUACCUCCACCUCCAGCUCCGCAUCCUCCUCCUCUUCCGCCGCUGUCAGCGCUGGAUCUGCCAUGACCAUGCCUGCUUUCGGCUCCAUGGCUGCGAUCUUCGCUGCCGUCGUGGCUUUUCUGUAAAUGCACCGUGUAUAGCGGGGGGUAAUGAUUACUUGAAUGCCUGUUGGUGAAAAUGUUAUGUUAAUAGUUCGAUGCCUUUUGUUCUACUACGAGCCAUGAGUGAUGUUAGAUGUCAGAUACUGGAUACGAUAUGACUCAAAUGCUUAUAAUACAGAUAACAAUGUUUUAUGGAAUCAGCUAU